AUGGGGAUGUAUAAUGUCACUCAUCCUGCUUCCUUCCUCUUGACUGGCAUCCCUGGUCUGGAGAGUUCUCACCCCUGGCUGGCAGGGCCUCUCUGUAUGAUGUAUGCUAUGGCCCUUUUAGGAAACACAGUGAUCCUGCAGACUGUCCGAGGGGAGCCCAGCCUCCAUGCACCCAUGUACUAUUUCCUGUCCAUGUUGUCUUUCAGUGAUGUGGCCAUGUCUAUGGCUACACUGCCAACCGUACUCAGAACCUUCUGCCUUGAUGCCCGCAAUAUUGCAUUUGAUGCCUGCCUAUUCCAAAUGUUUUGCAUUCACUCCUUCUCCAUGAUGGAAUCAGGAAUUCUUCUGGCCAUGAGUUUUGAUCGCUAUGUGGCCAUUUGCAAUCCAUUGCGCUAUGCCACUAUGCUUACCAAUGAAGUCAUUGCUGGGAUGGGUUUCGCUGUGACUGCUAGGAGCUUUAUCACUCUUUUCCCUCUUCCUUUCCUGAUCAAGAGGCUGCCUAUAUGCAGAUCCAAUGUUCUUUCCCACUCCUACUGUUUGCACCCAGAUAUGAUGAAGCUUGCCUGUGCUGAUAUCACUAUCAACAGCAUCUAUGGACUCUUUGUACUUGUAUCCACCUUUGGUAUGGAUCUACUGUUCAUCUUCCUCUCCUACAUGCUCAUUCUUCGUUCUGUUUUGGCCAUUGCUUCCCGUGAGGAACGCCUCAAAGCUCUGAACACAUGUGUGUCACAUAUCCUGGCUGUAUUGGCAUUUUAUGUACCAAUGAUUGGGGUCUCCACAGUGCACCGCUUUGGGAAGGAUGCUCCACGCUACCUACAUGUCCUCAUGUCCAACAUCUAUCUCUUUGUCCCCCCUGUGCUCAACCCUCUCAUUUAUAGUGCCAAGACAAAGGAGAUCCGCCGAGCCAUUUUCCGCAUGUUUCAACGCAUCAAAAAGUGA
Lepus europaeus (European hare) is the source of this 939-nucleotide messenger RNA. Its product is annotated as olfactory receptor 51I2. The transcript has a single exon. The record is from RefSeq and is a predicted model, not a curated record. Gene Ontology annotation, cellular component: membrane. Bases 1 to 939 code for a protein of 312 amino acids. Gene Ontology annotation, biological process: G protein-coupled receptor signaling pathway. Gene Ontology annotation, molecular function: G protein-coupled receptor activity; olfactory receptor activity. Lineage: Eukaryota; Metazoa; Chordata; Mammalia; Lagomorpha; Leporidae.